UCUCUCUGAUGUAAACCUGCGCGCAGCGGAACCUUUGGACUCAACACUUUCUUGAAGACGGAACAUUAUAAACGACGGACAAGCAUGUGUACCCGUGUUGCUGUGCGACAGAUUCUUCGGUGGGGUGUGAGAAAUGCUACUUCUUCUGUCUUCGUUCCGCUCCAGUUUGAGAGAUGCUACCUCCAGUCUCUUAGCAGAUUGUUGUGUUCCUCUGCACACCAGAGCACUUCACAGCCCAACCAUGAAGUCUCUCCUGUCACAACUAAAGUAGUUCCCGGGCUGUCUCUGCGCUCACUGAUUGAUAUGGGAUUUACAGAUACCCAGGCAAAGCAGAUAUUUGAGUCUGUAUCCAGUGUCAGGGGAGGAAGUGCUGCCAAGCAUAUUCUGUCAACGCUCACAGUUCUGUUUGUUUUGGGCCUGAACCCUUCCAGUGUGCAGAAGCUGCUGGAGAAAUGUCCUGAACUUUACACUGUCAAAGAAGCACAGCUUCAGCAACGAAUAAGCAACCUGCGGAAACUAGGUUUAGUUGAAGGCAGUCUUCAGAGAAUGGUAGCCCAUUACCCCAAGAUCCUGACUGUGCCUGUGAAGACAGUAAAAAAUGUGGUGGCGUUCCUCAAAGAGAGGUGCCUGUUUACUUCCCAGCAGGCCUCAGACAUCCUCAGAGACAGUCCAGCAGUUGUACUGGAGAACCUGGACCAGCUGGAGUACAAGUUUCAGUAUGUCUACUUCCGAAUGGGUGUCAAACAGUCAGAGAUGGUGAAGUUCAGGUUGUUCCGUUUCCCUCUGGAUGAAGUUCGCUGUCGACACAUUUUUCUAGAGCGUCGGGGUUUCUACCAAACCCCCGACAAGAAAGGACAGACGACCAUCAUAAACCCCAAACUGGACAGCAUCCUUAACAAUGACCUGGACACUUUCCUCACACAUGUUGCCCAGGCGACAGCAGAGGAGUUUGAUGUAUUUCAGAAACUGUUAGCAAGAGAAUGGAAGGAAGAAGAGCUGCAACAGGGCAAGAUUGAAGCUGAAAGUGCUGAUGAUAAUGAUGAAGAAGAAGAUGAUGAUGAUGGAGAUCAUGAUGAUGAUGAUGAUGAUGAUGACGACGACGAGGAGCAAACUGGAGGAAAACGUGGAUAUGGGAAGAGGAGAAAAAAAUGAGUCACCUAGAGUACAGAUAAGGCCAGUGUGUGAGAGGAGUCCUAUAAAACAACCAUUGAUUUAUAGAAGAGUUAAGCCUCAUGGAUGUGCAGCAGGGACAGAUGUUUCAGGUUUGGACAUCAGGUAAGGUCACUCAUCUUUAGUUAAUCGAUAAUUUGUCAAUAAGUGUGUUUUUGCAAAGUUUAAAUAGAUCCAAGUAAUAUUUUGUUUUUGCGUUGAAUGUAUUUGAAACAUUUAGGGAGGUGGGGAGGUGGUGGCAUCAUGUUGCUGUUAUUCUGCUAAAGAUGUCCAUUAAAUCCUCAUGCCCCGCCUGAUUUAGGAGAUUCACAAAAAAGAUAGGAGUUAAAUACAGGACCCCAGUAAGAGUUCAGUGCACCUUUUAUUACUGAUAUUCAAAUUUUGAUUGUUCUAAUGCGGAAUUUGAAUCUUUAUUUUUGAUGACAAACUCAAACCUCCUUGGAAAUAGGGAUUAUUAGUGUUGCACAAAUUUCUAGAGAGAUAUUCUGCCAUUUUUUUUUUAAAUCAGGAGUCUUUGCUUGAAGGCUUGUGUGUCUUUUAACUUCUCUGUAAAAUAAACCAAUGAGGUUCCAUUAGA
Messenger RNA from Acanthochromis polyacanthus (spiny chromis), 1747 nucleotides. RefSeq names its product mitochondrial transcription termination factor 4 (gene mterf4). The coding region runs from base 85 to 1152 and encodes 355 amino acids. The record is from RefSeq and is a predicted model, not a curated record. Gene Ontology annotation, biological process: regulation of DNA-templated transcription. Gene Ontology annotation, molecular function: double-stranded DNA binding. Lineage: Eukaryota; Metazoa; Chordata; Actinopteri; Pomacentridae. The transcript has 5 exons.